AUGGGGCAACCGGGGAGGGGUAACCCAGGAAACUACUUCUCGGGGGACUGCUUCGACAUCCCAGACGAAGCAGUAUCCCGCGACCCCAUCUUUUUACUGGACGCAGAGACAGACGAGUUGAUGGGGACCUGGUUCAUGACCACUGUGGACCUUCCCCCCGGCAAGAACGGAACUCCGGUGACGUCAGACCUGCUGAAGGCAGUCGCCGACCCCGACGCGCUGGCGGCCUACUACGCGGUUGACCCGGCCGCGCCUCCGCCGCCGGAAGGCUGGACGCGCUGGGCGUACGUCCGGUACAUGGGCGCCUACGAGAACGGAAACGGCUUCCGGGCUCCGUUCUUCAUCUCAGAGGCGGAGUUCCGGGCGGUCCGCUACCACAUCAUGGACCAGAAAGGGGGGGCCUCGGAGAAAGGGGAGGGCAAGUACACGCUGCGCCCGUUGCUCGCGCACGAAAGCCCUGCAGGGAUGUUUGGAACCCCUGGUUACUAUCCCAUCCGGACGAGCGGAUCUUCCCCCGCCGUUAGCCUUUAUUCGGAGUACUUCUGCAUGCUGGCAGGAGCGCUUCCCCCCUAUCAGAGUUACACCGUCAAGGAGGGAAAUCGGACGCGGGCGGCGCGCUGGUUCCCCGGUCUCCAGCUUCCCAACGAGCUUCAGGCCCUCGCGCGGCCGCACACUCCGCGCGCGAUGCAGGUCUGA
This is a messenger RNA of Klebsormidium nitens, 696 nucleotides long. NCBI's taxonomy places the organism in Eukaryota, Viridiplantae, Streptophyta, Klebsormidiophyceae, Klebsormidiales, Klebsormidiaceae. The record is from the annotation of a GenBank genome assembly.